This is a messenger RNA of Cyprinus carpio (common carp), 581 nucleotides long. RefSeq names its product trihelix transcription factor PTL-like. Bases 24 to 581 code for a protein of 185 amino acids. NCBI's taxonomy places the organism in Eukaryota, Metazoa, Chordata, Actinopteri, Cypriniformes, Cyprinidae. The transcript is spliced from 3 exons. The record is from RefSeq and is a predicted model, not a curated record.
UUUAAAAAAUUUCAAAAAAAGAAAUGGCUGAAUCGUGGUCAGUGGACGAGGUGCAGACGUUCCUCUCGUUGGUUGCCGAGGAGCGGAUCCAGCGAGAGCUGGAUGGGGCGACACGGAAUGAAAAAGUGUUCCAAGAAGUAGCACAGCUCUUAGCCGCACACGGCUACCACCGAACCUACAAACAGUGUAGGGACAAAUUAAAAAAACUAAAAAGUGACUACCGAGCCAUAAAGGAUCACAACGGCCGGAGUGGUGCAAACAGAAGAACGUGGAAGUGGUUCGACCAAAUGGACGCUAUCUACGGAAGUCGACCUGCGAGCAAUGGGAGAGAGGGUGCCCUGGACUCGGCCACCUCGUUGUUGGACAACACAAUCGAGGAUGAUGCACUGUCUACGAUUGACUCGUUAGCACUUUCUCCGUGCAGUGAUGCCUUAACGUCCCAACUGGUGAUAGCAGCGUCACCACCAGCAACCUCCAGCAGCACCAGCAGGACACCAGAGCGUGUGGUACCAGGCAAGAGGAAACGGAACCAUGCACCAUCAGGAGCAUCUUGCUGUUUUAAGAGAGAUGCAGGUGGCUGA